Messenger RNA from Anopheles darlingi, 2413 nucleotides. Its product is annotated as lipid storage droplets surface-binding protein 2-like. Gene Ontology annotation, biological process: lipid storage; positive regulation of triglyceride storage. Gene Ontology annotation, cellular component: cytosol; lipid droplet. The record is from RefSeq and is a predicted model, not a curated record. The transcript has 3 exons. The coding region runs from base 824 to 1921 and encodes 365 amino acids. NCBI's taxonomy places the organism in Eukaryota, Metazoa, Arthropoda, Insecta, Diptera, Culicidae.
CACCGCGUUGGUACCGGCAGAUUCACAUUCAGGCUACAGUAAAGGGGAGUAAGCGUACAUUUCGCAGGAAUCAAGCGAUCAUCGUGUGAUACAAACAAGCGUGCAAACAAGAAGAAGCAGAGCAGAGUGCGAGAUAAAAAAAAAACAUUUUCCAACCCUGUUUACUGUGGCUGUGUGUGCAAUUCAUAAAGUGAGUCGUCUCAAGCCGCCCCCCAGAACGCCAUCGUCUAGAACGCACACGCAUACACACGCGCAGCGUCAUUCUCACGAUCAAACACCACCCGUACGGCCUCGAUCAAGAUCGACGCUGCUCCACAAAAUUACCGACAAACGCGUGAGUGUGUGCGAAGGAGUAAGAAAAAACAGGCACCGAAAUAGAGGGAGAGAGAGGCAAAGAGAGUGAGCGAGUGCGAGAGAUACGACGAUACAUAGAGGGGUGCAUCUUAUCACUCGGCGAUUGUGUUCGACUCGCCUGCGACGCGCUGAGCCCACGCACACAUGCACCAGUGUGUGGAACUGAGAGAGCGAGAGAGCCGCAAAGCCUAAGUGAUCGCCGACGGAUCGAGAAUCAUUCUUUCCAACUCCGACUACCGAAGAAACAACAAGCAGUCAGCAGCAGCAGCAGGACGACUUUAGCGGUUUUAGAUUUUCAUUCAUUGGUGCCUUUGUGUGAACAAUUCUGUCUCGUGUUUCUGUGUGUGACUUUGCGGAAAGUAGUGCGUUACUGUGCAUCACUGUGAAGUUCCAGCCGUUUGUCGCGUGCAAAUUUCCAUUUCAAGAGACAACCAAUCAAUAUUCCGGCUGUUUUCCGGUCUCGUAUAAGAUGUCGACAAGCGGUGCAGCAAAGAAUGGAAGCGCUGUCGCCAGCAAUGGCACUCAGCAGCAUCAUGCCAGCAACGAACCAGCGGCAGCGGCGGCAGAUUCAGCAGUCAACAACGGGAGCAGCGUGCACGCCCUGCUACCCCACCUGGAGUCAAUCGAUCGCAUGAUGGGGCUACCGGUCGUGGACGCUACCUGGCAGCAAACGCAAAUGGUGUACGGACGGGUCAAAGAUUCGAAUCGAUUGCUGACGUGGGCCCUCGGCAUGGUGGAGGAUGUAGUGUGCCGUGCAGCGACCGUCUCGGCACCGCUGGUUCACCGUCUCGACCGUCCGCUGCAGCUCGUCGACCAGACGCUAGUGCGCGGGAUCGACCGGCUGGAGGUGAAUGCGCCGAUCCUCAAGGAGCAACCGGCCGAGAUCUAUCAGCAGGCACGGACGCGCGUCCUCGAAACCAUGAAGCCACACCUCGAACGGGUGUGCGAGUUGCGGUCGGCCUCGCAGCAGCGGGCGGCCACACUGAAGGAACUGUCAUGGCGGAAGGCGAACGAGGUGUUGGCCACUCAGUACGGUUGUCUUGCCGUCGAUGGCAUCGACACGACGGCCUCGGUGGCGGAGCGUCUGCUCGAUUACUACUUCCCCAAGCGGGAGGACGAAUCCGACGACGAUAACGCACCGGUGGGCGCGAAGGAGGAUCCGGUACUGCACACCGUCCAGACGGUUGGCCGUCUCUCGAAUAAGGUGGCCCGGCGCGUAUACCGUACCGUGUCGCAGCGCGUCAAGUCGCUCGGUCUGCAGGAUGUGCGCGACUACGUCGCCACGCUGAUCGCGGUGCUGCGCCUCACGCAGUACCUCAACUUCAUCAACGAGAAGCCCUUGAUGGUGGAGGAGGACACCAGCAGCACCAACAACCACGAAAGUCGUGCUGUGGCGAAUUCCUCUCCUUCUUUCAUCUCCUCCCCGACCACUGGCUCCUCCGCUUCCAACUCGGGAGUGUCCAAUACUACCAGCCGUACCGCUAUUACAGACAAUAGUGACGCCUCCACCACCAGCGAAGCCACCGGUACAGACGAAAAGGCGUCGAAGAAGAAAAUAGUGAUGUAAAGAAUCAGUUUGGAGAGCUUUGUUUUCUUUUUAGCUGGGAGAUGGAAUGAUAAAUUGGAGAAAUUUGGCAGCAGCAGCAGCAAGAACACUAGGGGGAGAGAUGUCCGUAGCAAUAGCAUUUCGCGGUGACUAUGACUUCGCGUGACGUUUUGUGCCGCAUGUGGUCGUUUACUAUUAAGAGAAACUCUGGUGAUUUGCACCAAAGGUGUGACCACCGGUUGGUCACCACGGGAAAAAAGGGGUAGGGAAGGGGAGAAAAGUUUGAGAAGAGCAAUAGGGACGCGGAGGUCGCCCACUAGGCUGCCUACGGGGUGAUUUUGUUUGAGAAGAAGACGCCCCCGAGUUCGAGCUGCAACACUAGAAGAUUAAGUUUAUAUGCAAAUUGAGUAAGUUUUUGAAAUAAAAGUAAAAUAAAGGCAAAACCUAUGAAGCCAGGAUUAUAUGUGGCUUCGCAAAGUAUACAUAUGGCUUCGAGGUUUAAUGAUGAAAUGC